Molecule: messenger RNA, 4916 nt
Organism: Magallana angulata
Lineage: Eukaryota; Metazoa; Mollusca; Bivalvia; Ostreida; Ostreidae
Exons: 9
Coding region: 7-2988 (993 amino acids)
Source: RefSeq, a predicted model, not a curated record
GAUGACAUGAGUUGGGCGACACCAUCUGGCCGUUCAGAAACGGUAGUUACUCCAGGAUCUAUUGCAUGCACUAUGGUUGCCCACUCUCCCAAGACAGAUGUAGGUCAGAUGACAAAGACCCUGUGUGAUACAUCUGCAGAGGUCAUUGAAAGUUCUCUUGAUGACAUAAGAAGGACAACAUCAUCUGGUUCAGAAACGGUAGUUACUCCAGGAACUUUGACAUGCAUUGCAGUUACCCACCCUCCCAGGUCAGAUGUAGAUCUAUUGGCAGCAACCACGUGUGAUAAAUCUGCAGUGGUCAUUGAAAGUGUUUUUGAUGACAUGAGUUGGGCGACACCAUCUGGCCGUUCAGAAACAGUAGUUACUCCAGGAUCUAUUGCAUGCACUAUGGUUGCCCACUCUCCAAAGUCAGAUGUAGGUCCGAUGAAAACGACCAUGUGUGAUACAUCUGAUGCUGAAUUUUCAAAUGACCUGUUGGAUUUUUCUUCUGGUAGUGAAUAUAUUCCUGAAGAUGAUGAAUUGGAUGAAAGUGACCCAGAAGCCAGUGAAUCUUCACCAAUAGAGAAAAAAAGAAAACCCCUGCAAUACUCUGAAGGAAAAACUGGGGGGAAAAACCAAUGCCAGAAAGAAAGAAUCUUAAAAGAACUAGCUGAAAAUGAUGAAGUAAUUAGUGAUAGCAAUAGUGAUAUAUCAGUGGAGUAUUCAGAUUUCAGUGCGCUAAAUAAGCCAUCUUUGCUUCCAGUGCCAUUGUUAAAUGAUGAAUUUUCAAGUGCUGAUGAUUCAGAUGUCCCUUUAGAGGAUCAAAAUAUAGAUCCUGAGACUGUUGCUUAUGAUGAAAAGUUUCCAAAGAUAUAUGUUAAACUGGUACGGAAAAGCCAAACAACCAAAUUAGGCAAAAAGAAGAAGACUGAAAGAGUGUAUGAUUCACACUAUCCUUGUAUUUUCUGUGGCAAGAUGCAAACCAAUUUUUCGCAUCAUUUAAUGAGUUCUCUUCACAUGAAUGAAGCAGAAGUACAGGCUAUCCCAAAGGUCAACUCCACAAUGACGAAAGAAGAAAAGCAAAAAACUGUAAAAGAAAGAAAGACCAAAUUUGAACUGCUGCGCCUUCGUGGUAUUCACAAACACAACACUAAUGUGAUAAGUGAAGGGAAAGGUGAAAUAAUCCUUGCCAGGAGAAGUACAGAGAGGGAGUUUGAUCUUAAUGCUGUAGGUCCUUGUCCAAGGUGUUUUGCUUGGCAUCAAUUGAAAAACCUUAAGAGACAUCAAAAGUUAUGCCCAAAGUAUGAUGCUGAUGAAUCAUAUUCAAGCCAAACCAGUCUCAAUAUACAGAGUAAAACGUUAGUGGGACGAAUUUCGGACCAGGCUUCAAAACUUGUUGUGACAGAAGUUUUCACUAUCAUGCAGCCUGACCAUGUAUCUCAAGUGGCCCAAACGGACCCACUUAUCAUAAGCCUUGGUAAUCAGUUGAUGGACCGUAACAGAGGAAACCGUGUAAUGAGGAAAUAUUAUACCAGCCAGGGUAUGAGACUGUCUGCAAAACUCCUAAUUGCUCUGAAGGAAACAACAGGACAUGAUGAAGAUCUUAAUUAUUUCCUCCAACCUUCUCAAUUUGUGAAUGUGGCAGAAGCUGCUCUAAAAUGUUCAAACCAAGACAGCAUCGAUGAAGAAGAUCUUUCUUCACCAAGCAAUGCUAUUAAAUUAGGGUAUGAUAUAAAAUCAUUAGCAAGUUCAAAACUAGCCAGUGCUAUCAUACAUGCUGAUGAAAAGAGGCAAAAAGAGGCAGAAAAUUUUCUGCAAUUAAUGAAAAUGCAGUGGACUGUGAAAGUAACGAAGCUAGCAAGAAUGGUUUUACAAGAAAGACAGUAUAAUAAGCCCAAGUCAUUGCCGACACCCGAAGACAUUAAGAAAAUAACAGAAUUUAUGAAAACGGAGAUCUGCAACCUUGAUCUUACUGACAUUUCAUAUGCUAACUACAAAAAAGUUGCUGUGUUGACUUUGGCCAGGAUCACACUGUACAAUAGAAGAAGGUGCCAUGAGGUUCAGGCAAUAAGAUUGAAGGCUUACAAUCAGAGAAAAACUGGUCAAGACGAUGUUCAGGCACAAUUGAUGAAAGAGCUGACUUCAUUCGAAGCACACCUUUUAAUGACUCAGGAAGUUGUUGAGAUACGAGGAAAGGUUGGAAGAUGUGUUCCAGUUAUUUUACCUCUGGAAACGCGCCAGGCUUUAAGUUUUAUUGCAAGCAAGAUAGUCCGAAAGGCAUGUUCCAUUCCAGUUGAAUCUCCAUACCUUUUUGGUAGCAAAACUGGAGGUGUAUUUAGGGCGUAUGAUGCCAUAUCAACUGUUGCUCAAGAGGCUGGGCUGUCAAGUCCAAGCCUUAUUCGUACAAGUAAUAUGAGGAAAUAUAUGGCCACCAUGGUUCAGGCUCUUGAUACCAGUGAAGCUGAGAGGAGUUGGAUCAUACAACACCUAGGGCAUAAUAUGGAUGUGCAUUUACACCAUUACAGACAAACAUCUGAUGUACUAGAAAGAACAGAAGUAGCAAAGAUUUUGUUGAUUCAAGAUUUUGGAAUAGUGCCCCAUUAUGUGGGAAGAAAACUUUCCGAUAUUCAGUUGGAUGAUAUCAUUUCAACUGGUGAAAGUACAUCUGAUGUGGGUUCUCAAGUAAAGCCAGCAUUUGAACAGCAGCAAGAUGAUGACAGCGUUAUUCCAGAGUACAAUGGGAAUCCCAUGAAUAGUGAUGAUGAAGAUGGAUUUUCAAAACCAAAGAAGACAGAAAGAAAGCGGUGGAGCAAGGAAGAGGAGGACGAACUGAAAAAACUAUUCAAAGCUAAUUUUGAAAAAGACUAUUGUCCCAAACAAUUGGAGAUAGAAAAAAUAAUGAAAAAGAGCAGGGAAAAGGGGGGGCUUAUCCACUUACGUCCAAGGGACAAUAUCAAAAAGAAAGUUAGUGGGAUGUUGGUCAAAAUGAGGAAGAAAAAAGAUGGUUGAGGUGUUGCAGUUGUGUUUUCAACUUCUUGGGGUUUCGAAAUAGGUCACUGAUGUUUUUAAGCGUUACGAUUCUGGCUGAUAUUGUAAAUGGCUAUAACUUUCUUAGUAGAUGAGAUUUAGAAUUUACGGUAGAUAUAUUUAAUGUAUCCCUACAAUAUGAUUGUAUCAGUAAUGAAUGAAAGGACAUCCAUGCACGUGUGCUGCAUUCUGAUUGGCUAAUACUUAAAUGGUUGUAACUCUUUUACUUUUCAAUGAAAUACUUCGAAAUUUAAGACAUGGGUAUAUUUUGUGAGGCACUGUAAGAAGAUAUAUGUGAGAAAUCUAGGAAACGUGCUGAAAUCUAAUUGGCUGUUGAUGUAUAUGGCUAUAACUUUCUUAGUUUUCAAUGAAAUAAAACAAAAUUCCGUGUGUAGGUAGAUAUUAUGAGUCCCUAUAUUAUGGCAUCAUCAAAAAUGAAUAUGAUGACAUGCAUGCUCAUGUGCAGAGUUCUGAUUGGUCAAUAUUUCGAUUGCUGUAACUGAGGUCUAUUCAACAGAAGAUGAAUGGGGCACUGAAGGGAGUAUGGGGAGCGUUUGGGAAACAACUGUAACGGGGACUGUUACAAUUAUUGGUUGUACUUGUUUAUCUUGGGGUUUUUUUUUUUUUAUUUAAGAUGAGUUAUCUUACAAUUUUUUUUAGUGGCUAUUUUUAUUUUUAAUUUUGGGUUGAAAAGGGGAAACCCAUCCAGGUAUGUUUAAAUGGAACAGCUCUGACUAUUGAGUGACUUAACUAAUAUCCCUGAUCUGUUUGUUUUUCAAAGACUUUAAAGAUUAAUGAUUGUGUAUUUCAAAUUAUUGAGGUACAAAUAUUGUGUCGAUAAGUUUCGAUAUAAAUUGAUUAAGACAUUCAUGGUGUGGUUUUCUGGUAAAAAUAUGAAAUUUGUUAUGAUUGGAUGCUUAUGAAUUGAUGCAAAGGUUUACAUUCCUAAAAUUUACUUCCUGCCAUGUGAAGACAUCAGGAAUCUAAAUGUCCACAUUUAAAAAAAAAAAUGUUUUCUGCAUAUCAAUUCCUUUUAAGUGGACAUAUAGUAUCAUACAUUAAUUUUUGUCACAAAUGUGUAACUUGCAUGGAAAGGCAGAAUUUAAAGCGAUUUAUAUUUGAUCAAUCUUUGAUGUGAUCAUAAAAACACAAAAAAACUAAGCUUGUGUUGUCCCUAAUUGUUACAAAUGCAUAACACAAUAUGUCCCUCAGUUACUUGGCCAUGGUUUUUUUUUAUAUAGCUCAUUAUUUUUUUUCCAUUUAUCUGUAUGACGUUUACAUUGAAUAUGAGGUUAAUAAUUUAAUAGAUUUUUUUUAACAUUUCCAAAAAUUGAACUUUUUCAGGUUUGUUAAAAUUGAAUGCAAAAAGUUGUGGUAUGCUUAAUAACAUCUGAUGGAUGAAUAUCAGGAAAAAUGUUUUAAUUGUUUAUCUGCAAUAGAUAUCAUACAUUUUGAAAAUGUAGUUGACUUAAAUUUCUUUUUUAAGAAACGCUUGUCAAGGUAUUAUAAUCUAAUAUGUGUAUUGAUUAAAUGCAAGGAGCAUUGAAAUGGUAGAAAACUUGUGUAUAUUAUUUUUUCAAAAUUUAAAGUGUGAAACUGAAAUUUCAAGUUAAAAUAUAUUUUUCUUUUUAAUUUAGGAUAAUUGUUAUUGUGUUUUUUAAUUACAUGUAUUAAAUUUUGUAAAUCAAAUAGGGACAGCCACUGACAUACAUUAUUGAUCAAAUUCUUUGAAUAUAUAAAGGUUGGGGAGGUUGCAUUGUUUUACCAUGACUAAAUAGCUGACAAAGCAUAUUCACCUUAUUUUUUCCCAAUAUUGUGUUUUGUGGUCUUUUACAGCAUAUACUGAUACUUUUGAUUUUUUAACGGAGAUACUUAUUAUGGUACACUGCUUCCAUUUAUUGUAAUGAACU